Messenger RNA from Amblyraja radiata (thorny skate), 799 nucleotides. It is a transcript of the gene ppp1r14d, whose product is annotated as protein phosphatase 1 regulatory inhibitor subunit 14D. The record is from RefSeq and is a predicted model, not a curated record. The transcript has 4 exons. The coding region runs from base 159 to 521 and encodes 120 amino acids. Gene Ontology annotation, cellular component: cytoplasm. Lineage: Eukaryota; Metazoa; Chordata; Chondrichthyes; Rajiformes; Rajidae. Gene Ontology annotation, biological process: regulation of phosphorylation; innate immune response. Gene Ontology annotation, molecular function: protein serine/threonine phosphatase inhibitor activity.
GCGAGAAGAGAAGGGGGAGGGGAUAAGGAGUGACGGCUCUCUCUCUGUCUCUCUCUCCUCUCCAUUUCACACAGGCAGGCUCGCAGGGCUUGCUGCUUGCUGCUCACUGUGCCAAGUGUUUUAUUGCCACAACCCAGCCAAGACAGGUCACUCUGACGAUGGCAGAGCCCAGCACGCAGCCCCGGGUCUACUUCCAGUCGCCGGGCAAGGAAGGGGAGCCACAGACUCAGAGGAAGCUGGGCAAGUUCACGGUGCGAUACGACAGGAAAGAUCUACAGAGGAGACUGGACAUUGAGGAGUGGCUGGAUUUCCAGCUCCACCAGCUAUAUGGAUGCGAGGAGGAAGAAAUCCCAGAACUGGAGAUUGACAUUGAUGAACUGCUAGAAAUCUCAGAUGAAGACCAACGCUCCAAACUCCAGGAGAUGCUACACGAAUGCUGUAAACCCACAGAUGAUUUUAUCAAUGAGCUGCUGAUUAGAAUAAAGGGCCUUCGGAAAAUGUCCGUCUCGCAGAAGAAAUGACAGUGGGGUCAAGCACGGAAAAACAGAAUUGCAGUAGCGGAGGCGAGCGUGUGGUCAGACAAGCCCUGCUCCAAUCUGUCACACAAAUUACACCCUUUUUUGGUCAAAUGAAAAGGAAGAGGACCAAUUGCAAGACCAAAAUCUCUGAAGCAUCAUGUGCUGGGGGAUUGAAGCCCACAUAUUUGUAAAAAAAAAAACGGAAAACGAGCAAAAUAUGUUUGUGGUUAUUUAUGACUUUUUUUGUUAAAAGCGUUAAUAAAUGAUGAUGUUUAAGUGUA